AUGGGGGACGGCGACCACGUUCGCGAGGACAACGGCACUUGCGAAGAGCGGCCCCAGAAACGUGCGAGGCUAGAAGAGGCCAAUCCGAAGUCCGCGCCGACGGCGCCCAUUGCGCCCAUUGCGCCCGCCGCACCCGUGGACAGCGAUCUAGACAGGGAGAUUCGUGCGGGCAUCACCGAGUAUGUGUCUCCCGACAACUUGGGCUUCGAGGGCGUGUUGAAGAGGCGGUAUACGGAUUUCCUGGUGAAUGAGAUUGGGCUGGAUGGGCGAGUGUUGCAUCUGGUGAGCUUGGGGGUGGGGAAGAGGGGGAAUGGAAGGGAUAAGUCUAGUGUGCAGAAUGGGGAUGCUGCGGUUGCACAUCAUGGAUACAUUAUCAAGGAGGAUGACGGAGAGGCAGAGAAGAAGGCGGAUGUGGUGGUGCAGGAGGAGGUUUCAGAUACAGCCAAGCACGAACCGUCUGCUGAGGAGACAAGGACAGCAGAGAGCAAGGAGGAAGCCGACGGCCCCCAAGUCUCGGACGACGACCUAAAAGCCCUGCAAGAGAUAUUUGGUGAAAAAGCGACUACGAAAAUCCUUUCUCUGGCCAAAUCCAUCCGCAAACACCCCACGUGGAAGGCCAAAGACUUCACCGCCGUGAUCGCUCCGCCUAUCGCCGACAAGGAGAAACGCACACAAGCGCACCAGAUGCUACGCAGGAUAUUCCCCACUAUGCUCGAAAGCGGCAUGGAGCCUGACCAGUCGAUACGGAUCAAGGCAUGCCCGCCGGCGCAGAGGGGGAAUAAGAAGCAACGAGGCAAUGAUAGGGAGCGGAACCCUGACCGUCAUAGAGGAGGGUUGGCAUGGGAAGAGCUAGGUGGAGAGUACCUGCACUUUACUCUCUACAAAGAGAACAAGGACACGAUGGAGGUGAUCGGGUUCCUUGGAAGCGUGACGGGUGGGGGACCCAAGAGCUAUGGCUUUGCUGGGACCAAGGACAGACGGGCGUGCACAGUCCAGCGGGUGUCUGUCAAGCGCCAGACGGCGGAGAGAAUGGCUGGCAUAAGCAAGAAGCUCUUCAAUGCCGCCAUUGGCGACUUUGAGUACAAGAACCACGGUCUUGGCCUUGGAGACCUGCUGGGCAACGAGUUCGUCAUCACGCUUCGGGAUUGCCAUUUCGAGCGAGAAGACGAAUUGGAACUCAGGGAUAGGCUCCAGCUGGCGAACGAGACCGUGUCACGAGCCGUCAAAGACCUCUGCGAGAGAGGCUUCAUCAAUUACUUUGGACUGCAACGCUUUGGUUCCUUCUCCGCCAGUACCGAUGCCAUUGGCGUCAAGCUUCUCCAGGGCGACCUGAAGGGAGCGAUUGACGACAUCCUAGCCUACAGUGAGGUGGCCCUAGCCGCGGCCGAGAGCACUGAACCAGACCCCCGGCUCCUCGUUUCACAAGACGACAAAGCCCGUGCGAAGGCGCUGCAUCUGUGGAAGACGACCCAGAACGGCAGCGAGGUGCUGAAGAUUCUGCCCAAGAAGUUCGCCGCCGAGCGCAACAUCAUUCAACAUCUCAGCUCGAGAAAUAGCAAGUCAGGGAGGUACGACCGGAAGACCGACUGGCAGGGGGCGUUGAUGACGGUCCCGCGGAACCUCAGAUUGAUGUACGUCCAUGCCUACCAGAGCCUGGUGUGGAACGUGGUAGCAGGCAGGCGAUGGACCACGUACGGGAACAAGGUCGUCGAAGGCGACCUUGUGCUUGUCAACGAGCACAGAGACAAGGUCGAAGGCGCGGCAAAGGUAGAACAAGACACCGUCGAUCAGGACGGCGAGAUCAUCAUCAACCCCGCCGGUGCAGACAGCGCUCUCGUCGACGAGGACGCCUUCGAGCGCGCUCGGCCCUUAUCCAAGGAGGAAGCCGAAAGCGGCAAAUACACCAUUUUCGACGUCGUGCUGCCGCAGCCGGGCUUCGAUGUCGAGUACCCGCGCAACGCGAUUGGGGAGUUCUACAAGGAGUUCAUGGGGAGCGUGCGAGGCGGUGGGCUGGACCCGCACGAUAUGCGCCGGAGGUGGAGGGAUAUCAGUUUGAGUGGAGGGUAUCGCAAGUUUUUGGCGAGGCCGCUCCAGGCCAUUGAGUUUGAGGUCAGGGAGUUUGUCAAGGAUGAUGAGCAGCUCGUGGAGACGGAUCUGCAGAGGCUGCAGAGGCAGGGGGCUGGCGCGAAGGAGAUGGAGAUGGAGAAAGCUGAGGGUGGUGGUGAUGGGGAGACGGCGGCGAAGGAAGAAGAUGGGGGAGGGGAAGACCAGGUGGACAGGAAGGUGGCUGUCGUGUUGAAGAUGCAGCUAGCAUCCAGCCAAUAUGCUACAAUGGCUUUGAGAGAGCUAAUGAAGGCGGGUGGCGUGAAGGCCUACAAGCCAGAGUUUAUGGGUGGUAGAUAGGUUAGGAGUGUCCCCAAUAGGGGGACGAAUGCACGCAAACACCACCAC
Westerdykella ornata is the source of this 2451-nucleotide messenger RNA. Its product is annotated as pseudouridine synthase-like protein TruD/Pus7. The coding region runs from base 1 to 2403 and encodes 800 amino acids. Gene Ontology annotation, biological process: pseudouridine synthesis. NCBI's taxonomy places the organism in Eukaryota, Fungi, Ascomycota, Dothideomycetes, Pleosporales, Sporormiaceae. Gene Ontology annotation, cellular component: nucleus. The transcript is spliced from 2 exons. Gene Ontology annotation, molecular function: pseudouridine synthase activity; RNA binding. The record is from RefSeq and is a predicted model, not a curated record.